Molecule: messenger RNA, 1682 nt
Organism: Sinocyclocheilus grahami
Lineage: Eukaryota; Metazoa; Chordata; Actinopteri; Cypriniformes; Cyprinidae
Product: UTP18 small subunit processome component
Exons: 12
Coding region: 150-1682 (510 amino acids)
Biological process (GO): rRNA processing
Cellular component (GO): small-subunit processome; Pwp2p-containing subcomplex of 90S preribosome
Molecular function (GO): protein binding
Source: RefSeq, a predicted model, not a curated record
GCCAUUAAACCUGAAAGAAGAAGAAGAAGAAGAAGAAGUUCCGCGCACAUGUCACGCGGAGAGUUUACCGUGAACUCGUGUUGUAGCUUAGAGCCAAAUCUGCAGCACUAACAGAGACAGUAGCGCUAUUUAUUUGACCUGUGUUCAUAAUGGAUUCGUCUGAAUCUGCCGCUGGAAAGCAAAGAAAGAGCGCGAAAAGGCCUCCGAGCGAGGACGCGGGCGCGGCGGAGGAGCGUCUGAAGCAGAAGAAGCACUCGGCGCUGUGCGCGACGCUCGGCGGGGAGGACGCGUCCGUCAGGCUGCUGGAGGAGCUGGUGUUCGGCGCGGAGGAGCGGCUGAGCGAGCGGCUGGCGCAGGACAGCAGCGUGCUACUGGAGGAUGACGACACACACAGCGUCGGCUCCGAGGACUGCGGCUCCGAGCGGCCCGCCGUCAGGAGCGCAGUGUGGGAGGAUGAGGACGAUGAGCUGGAUGAAGAGGUUGACAUGACGCAUCGGUUUCGCAGAGACUUUAAAAAGAGUGAAGCAGAGAAUAAAAUGACAAAACCGAGGCUGCAGCAGCGCUUAAAGGAGCAGUUUCAGAAAGCCAUGGGCGGCACACCCAGCUGGGCAGAAGUGACCGCAAAGAGGAGUCAGAAGAAAGCAGAGCCUGAGACUGAAGAUGAGGAUGAAAGUGAAGAACUGUUGCGCAGGACUGGUAACUUCAUCGGCUCGUCUGACAGCCUGCCGAAGGGAAUCAUCAAGAUAAAGAAGUGCUUGAAUGCGAACAGUGAGUGUCCCGGCGGUGAUCAGCUGAGCUCCGUGCAGUUUCACCCGUCUGCUCAGAUCGUGAUGACCGCAGGGCUGGAUCACUCCGUAUCACUCUUUCAGGUUGAUGGCAAGAGCAACCCAAAGAUCCAGACCAUCCAUCUGGAGAAUUAUCCCGUGAAUAAGGCUUCGUUCAGUGCCGAUGGGGAGCAUAUAGUGGCGACUGGAAUGAGGAACAAGCUCUUCUACAUCUAUGACAUGAUGGAAGGCAAGGUUAUCCCUGUAUUGAGUGUCAGAGGUCUGAAUGAGCAGAGGGUGUCAGACUUUCAGGUUUCUCCAGAUGGGAAGUAUCUUCUCCUCUCUGGUUCUUCAGGAUAUCUCCACCUCAUGACCACGAAGACCCGAGAAGUGAUCCGAAGCAUGAAGAUGAAUGGCAGUGUGUGCGCUGCAGCUUUCACCUCAGACAGCAGCAAGAUCUUUGCCAACUCCCAGGAAGGUGAGGUGUUCAUCUGGGAUGUGCAGAGCAGUAAAUGUCUGAAGAAAUUUGCGGAUGACGGCUGUAUCAGAGGAACGUCUCUUGCGCUGUCCCGGGACGGCCUGUAUCUGGCCUGUGGGUCUCAGAGUGGUGUGGUGAACAUCUACUCCCAGAAGGACUGUCUGCACACGCUGGAGCCCAGACCUCUGAAGGCCGUCAUGAACCUGGUGACAGCAGCCACCUCUCUGUGCUUCAACAGCACCUCCGAGAUCCUGUCCAUCGGAUCCAGAGCGGAUGACGAGGCCAACCGGCUGGUCCAUCUUCCAAGUUUCACAGUGUUCUCCAAUUUUCCACAAUUCCAAAAGAAAACCAUAUUUCGAACCCGGUGUCUGGAUUUCUCCCCACAGAGUGGAUUCUACACUGUGGCCAAUAAUAAAGGCCAUGCGCUGCUCUUCAGGUGA